This is a messenger RNA of Apodemus sylvaticus (European woodmouse), 3664 nucleotides long. It is a transcript of the gene Rab21, whose product is annotated as RAB21, member RAS oncogene family. NCBI's taxonomy places the organism in Eukaryota, Metazoa, Chordata, Mammalia, Rodentia, Muridae. The record is from RefSeq and is a predicted model, not a curated record. The transcript is spliced from 7 exons. Gene Ontology annotation, biological process: Rab protein signal transduction. The coding region runs from base 256 to 921 and encodes 221 amino acids. Gene Ontology annotation, molecular function: GTP binding; GTPase activity.
GAGUGUGACGUAGGAGGAAGGAGACGCCAUUAGAGGGAGGAGAGGCAGCUCUCCCCUAGCCUCGGGUCCCUGACGUGGUGGCCGGGGCCCUUCAUUCUGGGACCUUCUCGCAGGCCUCGCCCGGGGGAGGACGCGGCGGGCACCGGGCUCGGCGGGGCGUGAAAGAGCCGGGCCCGGGAGGAGCGGGCGCCGCGGCGGCGGCGGCAGUGCGGGGCUCGGCGCGGCGCUGGGCUCAGGCGGCGGGGCAGCGGCGGGAUGGCUGCGGCCGGCGGCGGGGCGGCGGCGGGCCGAGCCUACUCCUUCAAGGUGGUGCUGCUCGGGGAAGGCUGCGUGGGGAAGACGUCGCUGGUGCUGCGCUACUGCGAGAACAAGUUCAACGACAAGCACAUCACCACCCUGCAGGCAUCUUUCUUAACAAAGAAGUUAAAUAUUGGUGGGAAAAGAGUAAACCUUGCCAUAUGGGAUACAGCAGGUCAAGAGAGAUUCCAUGCAUUGGGUCCCAUUUACUACCGAGAUUCGAACGGGGCGAUUUUAGUUUAUGAUGUAACAGAUGAAGAUUCUUUUCAGAAGGUAAAAAACUGGGUCAAAGAAUUACGGAAAAUGUUGGGAAAUGAAAUCUGUUUGUGUAUAGUUGGUAAUAAAAUAGACUUGGAAAAGGAGAGACAUGUCUCCAUUCAAGAAGCAGAAUCGUACGCAGAGUCUGUGGGAGCAAAGCACUAUCACACUUCCGCCAAGCAGAACAAAGGCAUCGAGGAGCUCUUUCUUGACCUUUGUAAAAGGAUGAUAGAGACAGCCCAGGUGGACGAGAGGGCAAAAGGCAAUGGCUCGAGCCAAGCCGGGGCAGCGAGGCGAGGCGUGCAGAUCAUCGACGACGAGCCUCAAGCUCAGAGCGGCAGCGGCGGGUGCUGCUCUUCCGGAUAACUGCCCACCCUGUGACACUCAAAACAAAACCGAACUGUGGAUCAUUGCCCUCAACAUGAAGACUGCCAUGUUCCAAGUCACAUCAUUUUACCAAUGGAGUUAUAGAAUUAACAGUAUUUUCAAUUACGUUUAUAACACUGCAGAGACCUUAAGUGCUAAACUUAGUGGAGUUUGUGACCAGAGAAUUGGCAUUUUCUACAAAUGUUAACAAAGCAAUUACCAAUGGCCUUUUUACAUAUUUUUCUUUAAUGAGGAAUAAUAUGCAUGUAGAAAAGACCUACUUAAAGGCUUCAUUUAUAUUCUUUUAAAUCAGAUCUUUAUUUAAUAACUUAUAUAUGAUGUUGGAAUGGUAUACAUUUUUGCAGUCCUUUGUAUUUUGUGGUAGUUUGAAUUGUAUCAUUUCUAAACAGCAUACUGUUUUUGUUUUUGUUUUUUGAUUAGCAGAUACGUGAAGUUCUAUUUUUGCAGGGUUUGCACAGGCCCCUAACUGUCUACUACUUUGAUAUAAUCUAUAAACAUCCUGUAUGCUGAGCUGGUAAAAUACAUUGUAAAUUACAUAUUAAAUAUUUUGUCUGCUUUUACAAGCGCAAGGUGCAAAAAUAUAUACAACUGUCUUAUUGAUGACUGUAAGGUGAAUUAACUGUUGGUGAUAACACCUAAGCGUUGGACUCUGUUAUAACUUAGCUCGUCACCCUUUCACUCGUCCUACCAUGAAAGUGCGCGUUUAAAUGUUCGCGUCCUUACCUGACUUACUGCUGCUGUCACUUUCCCCUUUCUUCCCUUUUUUCUGUUUCUGUUUCUUUUUUUUUUUCUGUAUGUCACCGUGAUGCAAAAGCAGAGUUUGCCUUUUAUUAUCAUUAAACAAGAUUCCUUCUGCCAAUGUUGUUUUAGAAUGGUUACCUUAGAAGAAUUUGAGUGCCACUUGCUACGUUUCAUUUCUACAUCAACUCAAGCUUUCUGUAGGACUCUCCAGGAGAUGGGUUCCGAGGCCUGAGAAGAAGGCUCCUGUAGUAGCCACUGACCAAGGCUUAUUUAUACAGAGCGUGAGUGGUGAGGUGCGCUCCUAAGGCAGCUUUCCUGGGCCCCUUGUGUGGCUAUUGCUUGUCAGAAAUGAAUAUAGAAAGUUGUAUUUCAUUUUAUAAGUUUUCCUGAGUUCCUAUGGGAAGAAGCAUUUGUAACGCUGUUACCGCAAACUGGAAAGAUUUUAUUAUAAAAUCAUAAUCUUGUUUAUUUAUAAUUAGUCCCACAUUAGAUUUUUUUUUUCCUUUCCAUUGGACUGAAAUUUGUUCAUUUAGGAAAGAAUCAGGCACUACUCACAAAAAAAAAAAAAAAAAAAAAAAAACAGAUUGUGGAAAUUAAAUUGUUCUUGUUCUAAUAAUAUAUAUCUUUCCCAUUUCUGUCAUGCUUGGAAAACUAGUAAAUGUUGUGUAUAAGAUGAGAUGGAAUGGUCCUGAUGUCCUUAUUCUAGGAAGUAGAACAUAGAAUGCAGUUAGUAAGCAUCCGAAGAUACAAGGAGGUGAUGAUGGUCACUGAGCGGAUGCUCCCAGGUUCUUAGGAGAGCUUAAACCUUCCCAGGUAGGCUGGCAGGUGGCUGGCUUCCUCCUCACUGUCUCAGUGAUAGGAAUUGAGCUUAGCUCUGUGUUCUCUGAGCCCUCCCUUUACAUUUACUUGUUUACUUACUUAUUGACCUUGCCAAAUUCAAAAUGCUGACCUCUGUGCUGUGUGCCUAACAGUGGUCAGAGUGGAAACAGGAGAAUGAGCCAAGGUUGUGUUCCAUUAUGAGAUAGCUGCUACUCUAGGUUUCUUGUGAAGUUACUGUCCACACAGGAGCUUAAGGGGCAACAGAAAGCAGGAGUGCUGGAAACUUCAUUCCUACCCUCUGGCCUUUUCAGGAGCCAAUCCUGCUGUUGUAGAUGGAAACUAUACUCUCCUCGUUGGAGUAGAAUACUGUUUUUAAACUAGAGAUGAAAGUAAAGUAAGUUAAACUUGACUGUUGGAGAGCUGGACUGGAGUUUCUUAUGCUCAGUUAUAUUUGUUCCACAUCGGAGCCUCUGUGUGCAGUCGCGGGUAAGCAUUGCUGGGGUGGAAACCAUCUCCACCCCACCCCCUCUCUCUAACUAAAACUCUGUGAUCCAUGCUGAUUCAAUAACAAAGAUAAACGAUACAAUGUACCUGCUGUGCUCCGAAGCAUAGAAGAUUUUAAGUCAAAUAAGGAGAAAGGAAACUAGCCAGGACCAGUCCCCUGCAGGCUUCUCUAAGGAAAGACACAGCCAAGUCAGACAGAGUGAUGGGAUUUCCCUGGUACUGUCUUCCUUCUGUUGCCUCCUGCGUUCCCAACAGCUCUGCUCCUGGAGAAAGGCGCAGGCCCUCCGUCCUCAAGUGUAUAUGCCUGUCCUGUCACUUACAGGCCCUCACUGCUAUCAUUGUUACGUUAAAGGAUACAGUCACUGUGUCUGUAAUCCGUAUCCUGCUGCUUGCUUUGCUCUAUGAUUAUGGAAGAAGGAGGAUACUUUUAAAAAUGUAUUCUGCAACAGUUUGGGGGCAAACUGAUCUGAAAAGAAACCAGUAUCAUAUUAUACAAAAUAUAUGCCUGUUGUGUUUGUAGUGUCUCCUUAAGAAUACCCUAAAAUUAUGAUUACUGUAUUGUUAUUUUUUUUUUUUUACAUAUUAGCUUUAAAUUAUUGCUUUUUUUAGUUUAAUUUUCUUUUUUGGUGUUAGAGAAUAGUGUUUCUUCCCCCUCCUU